Molecule: messenger RNA, 1757 nt
Organism: Salvelinus sp. IW2-2015
Lineage: Eukaryota; Metazoa; Chordata; Actinopteri; Salmoniformes; Salmonidae
Product: claudin-4-like
Biological process (GO): bicellular tight junction assembly; cell adhesion
Cellular component (GO): plasma membrane; bicellular tight junction
Molecular function (GO): structural molecule activity
Source: RefSeq, a predicted model, not a curated record
CCCCACUCAAAAUAUAUCCGUGGUCCAGCCGCUCUAUGCUACCAGUUGUUCUACAGCCAGUCAGUAACAUACUGACUAAAAAUAAAUCCGUUUGUAGACUAUUUGUAGCAACUUCCUAACUAAAGAUCAUAUAUCCUAAAGCGCAGCAUCCAGAUUGAGACGCGUUGGUAAACACAGAGGAGGACAAAUAUUAUUAUUUURUAAAUCCGUUAAAAAGGAGCGAAGAUGGUGUCCGCUGGACUGGAGAUCCUUGGACUGGGACUGUGCGUCAUUGGUUCGCUCCUGGUGAUGGUCGUUUGCGGGCUGCCCAUGUGGAAGGUGACGGCGUUCAUCGAGGCCAACAUUGUGGUGGCUCAGACCAUUUGGGAUGGGCUCUGGAUGUCCUGUGUGGUGCAGAGCACGGGCCAGAUGCAGUGCAAGGUGCACGACUCGGUCCUUGCGCUCGGCCACGACCUGCAGGCGGCGCGAGCCCUGACCGUCAUCUCAUGUGUGUUUGGCGUGCUGGGGCUAAUGGUGGUGAUCGCCGGGGCGCAGUGUACCAACUGCAUCAAUGACGAGAACGUCAAAGCCCGGGUGGUGAACGCCGGAGGGGUUAUCUACAUAAUCAGUGGCUUGUUUGUUUUAGUCCCUCUCUGCUGGAUGGCCAACAACAUAAUCUCGGAUUUCUACAACCCACAGGUGCCCCCGUCCAAGAAGAGGGAGAUUGGGGCUGCGCUCUACAUCGGUUGGGCGGCCACUGCGCUCCUGCUGAUCGGGGGCGCGCUACUCUGCUGCUCCUGUCCUUCUAACGGGAAUUCGGGCUAUUCGGCCAAAUAUGCCCCGACCAAACGGGCUACACCGAACGGGACCGUGGACUAUGACAAAAGGAAUUACGUGUAGCCCUGCGUCUCACCCUCAUGAUGGGGUGGCUAGGCUGUGCUUAAAUGUGGUCUGUGGUUUUUUGAAAAACGUUUUUGAAAAACGUUUUUUUUUGCACCUGCAGUUUACUCUGAACUUUGAAAUCAAUGAAAGCGUCAUUCCCUUUUGUAACACUGACUUUAAACUAAACACAAUAUUGGAGAACAUAUUCAUUCAURCUUUUUUUGCAAACAAGAAAAUAAACGUUUGGAGACUAUGGGUAUAGCCUAAAAUGAUAGCCAAUGACAAAAAGGAGCGUCUUUGUUUUAGGUACAGUAUUGUUUUAAAUGUCCUAGGCUAUAUUUUCUAUAAUUGCUCAUAAUCUUUUGCAUUUAGAAAUGUUUACCAGAAUUUGUUUUUCUAAAUUAAGUUUUAAUGACAAUAUAUCUACUGUCUUUUUACUUCAGUGUAGGCUACAGUGACUUCAGAGUGGUUGCACUCCAAACCACUUAAAAGGUUUUUGAACAAUGGAUUUUUGCUGCAUGAGACUGUGGGAAGAUCGACAAAAACAUGUUGGCCUAUUUUUCAAACCAAUACACAACUCAGGCAUUCUUACAUUUGUCUAUAACAGCGGGAAAUCACAUAUAUUACACAAAUUAGGACCAUAGAUUUAGAUGUCAAAUYUAGGAUGUCCACAACACCUGUUCUGGAGUCUAAAUUAUUUUAAGAUAAAACAAAACAUUUAGCAAACUUGUGUUUUAUAUAUGUACAUAUUGUGCCAGAUGUGUUUCUUGUCAUGGAUUUUUAGGAAUACACUGCUGUUUUACUGACUGGUUUUGAUGUAAAGAUCCAUUAUGUAUUUGAUGCAAUAUUCUUCUUUCCGUUGUUACACUGACAUUAAACGGAUAUUGUUUAAAGUA